GCGCCAUGAGCGAGUGACUUAAAUAUGCUUCCUUGACGCUCCGACUUCUUCAGCCAUUCCCGAAGUCUGUUCUAUUUCCAGUACAGCUCAUUGAAACCCUCCAACUCUAGUCAUCAUGUCGAAUGCACACGCCCAGGCAGGACUUGCCACACUAGACUCCUCCAUGGCGGAGCGACUUCCACCCGUCAGCCAAACGCUGUUCGGUGCCAAAGCGGUCACAGGCAUCAGUUUUGAAGACAUGGCCAAAGAACUUGGCCGAAGUGAAGUGGCUGUGGCUGGCAUGUUCUACGGUCAGGUUCAGGCAUCGGCUGAGGAUGUUUUCAAGUUGUCCCAGUUAUUACAGGUGUCCCAGGAGAGUCUCGCCCCGUUGAUGGCUUUUCCCAACCGGGGCCAUGCGGGACCCAUGCCUCCUGUCGAGCCCCUCAUUUAUCGCUUGUAUGAAGUGGUUCAGAACUACGGCUAUGCCUUCAAAGCCGUAAUGAACGAGAAAUCCGGCGAUGGCAUAAUGAGCGCCAUCGCCUUCAACACCAAGGUUGAAAAGGAAGUCGACGAGGCUGGCAAUCCCUGGGUAGUAAUCACCUUGAAGGGUAAAUGGCUUCCAUUCACCCGCUUCUAGAACAAUACUUUGCCAUGUCACACGGGAUCGUCAUUAUCCUGUUGGGAGUUUUGUUCAGGCAAGAGUUGCCCCUUUUUGUGUCGCUAGUGAAUUAUGAGCUCUCACAGCCCUCAUCUGCACCUACUGGUCUUUGUGGCAAAGCUGCCAUCUCUACCUGAACAAAGGCUCAGCUGGACCUAGGCUGGAAGAUAUCCUGACGAGUGACUUGAUUGAUGAACAAUAUGAAAACUUUGGAGAACAA
Messenger RNA from Verticillium dahliae VdLs.17, 857 nucleotides. RefSeq names its product cyanate hydratase. NCBI's taxonomy places the organism in Eukaryota, Fungi, Ascomycota, Sordariomycetes, Glomerellales, Plectosphaerellaceae. Bases 116 to 616 code for a protein of 166 amino acids. The record is from RefSeq and is a predicted model, not a curated record. Gene Ontology annotation, molecular function: cyanate hydratase activity; DNA binding. The transcript is spliced from 3 exons.